GCGAUGUUUGACGUUUCGAGGUUCCCCCCCUCGAAAUUGCUGCAGAAACGUCAAGUUUUAGGUCGAAGUUACGUAAAAUUCGCCUUUUGCUCGAGGAAAUCCCUAAACAUGAGCUUAAAGGCAAAUUACUACGACAAGCCGGAGGGCGACGACCUUUUCGGCAAGAUGAUCGCCACCAACAAGUACGCGCUGGCCGGCGGUCUCGGCUGGUCCACGGUCGAGGUGAUGAUGGUGUCGAAGCCGAAGGGCUACCUGCCGACCAUUGCCCGGUACGUGUACUUUACCGGUCCGUUCGUCGGAAUGGCCUCUGCCUUUACCGUCGGUGCGUACGCUGCCAACAAGCUGCGCGGUCGGGACGAUGGGUGGAACUAUGUGGCCGGUGCGUUCGCGGCCGGCGGUGUGUACGGUGCCUGGAAGCGAAACGUCGUGAGCGGACUGGUGGCCGGCCUGAUCUUCAGCGUGGCGGGCGCACUCAAGAAGCAGUCCGUCGAUGAGGGUUGGGAGUUCUUCCCCGAGGUGAAGCAUCACGCCGUCAGCUCGAUCAAUCCGAACCGGUACGACUUCACGCUGACGCAGGAACGCGAACGAGGAUGGACGACCGGCAAGUGAGGUGGAGAGCGAGGUGCGAUGUGAGACGGGCGAACUUUAAAACCCCCGGUUCUCGGUUCUGUUGUAAAGCAUCUUAGGCAAUAAAUACUGUGGAUACUACAGCCUGGUUACGAGCGGAGAUGUGCGAACUCGUUGCUGUCUGCAACUGUGAAACGGACGAGAAAUAUUGAAGAAGCUGGAUUUUUUUUUCGUAUAAAUUCCAUCGUAAUACGAUUUCUAAACUUCUUCGCAGAGGCAGGGAUAAACGCAAGCGGAAGAAGUGAAGACAUUAAAAAUUACAUCCAAUUACAAUCAUCUGUAAAUUAGCUUCUCCAAAGCAAAGUGAGCCAUGUGCGCUUUGCAUAUGCAACGGGAAAUGUACAGGUGGAAACGGUCCCUAUUUUCGUGUGAUAGGUUAAAAACACACUUGUAUCCCUUCACAUUCGCCCUACGCGAGAAUUUCCCCCUUUUAAAAAACAUUCGUUUAAAUUAAUUCAACCCGAACCGGGUCCAUUUUGGAAACUCCAACCCCUUUUCCACGGUGGUGGGUGCAGCGCGUAUGCAAGCGGAAGUGCACCGAGCUGGAACGGAUGGAUCCUUCCGCAUCCCUAAAAGCGCGGGGGCCAAGAGGGUGUGUUUUAUGUUCAAUUUAAAAUUUGUUCCCCUUUUUCAAAAAAGCAAACAAGCUUUUUACCCUACAAAUCGACAUGCUCAUCGCAAAUAGGUGUAUGGCAAAAGGUCCACUGCUAUCGGUGAAUCGAUUAAUUACUUUUGAGCGCUUCUGCUGCGUUUCUUACGGUGACCCAGACACGGGGGAGUGGUUGUAAUUGAAGUAACGCCAUUAACGUUUGCUCUAAUUGGUGCUUAAAUUAUCACCCGAAAUGUGUGCUGGUCAACUCAGCAAGACAAAGCCAACGUGUUCUCACACCUACCCACACCAAAAACCACUACACUAUACCGGUGUCUUCUUUUCGUUAAUGACCCAAAACCAACACAUUCCUAUCCCUCAAAGCGUGGUUCGGCUUGGUCGGCAGCGUGGUCAAUGCACUUUUGAAUGGAGCAAUCGCGACGGCGUGGGGAGCUUUUUUUAAUCUUUCCACCAAUGAUCAUCAAGUACAGUGCUUCCGUGGUGGGCCGGGGCUCGUGAUUGCUCACGGUUGAAAGUAAAACAAACUGUGACGUCGUCGUCGUCUACCGCGGGUCAUCAACCACUGUAACCGGAAGUGAAGCACAUUUUUCAUCAUUUUUCGUUUCUCAUUCGCAAAAUAAAAUUAA
This is a messenger RNA of Anopheles merus, 1863 nucleotides long. RefSeq lists its product as uncharacterized. Bases 4 to 609 code for a protein of 201 amino acids. Lineage: Eukaryota; Metazoa; Arthropoda; Insecta; Diptera; Culicidae. The record is from RefSeq and is a predicted model, not a curated record. The transcript has 2 exons. Gene Ontology annotation, biological process: mitochondrial respiratory chain complex I assembly.